CGCCACCAUUAUUCCUAACGCCAUCAUGCCACGCCUAGAUGACAACACACAACAAACCCUGCGCGAUGCCGAGCAGGGCAUCAAGCGCCACACAUUCAACGCCUGGGAUAGCUUCAGCAACUUUGCGCUUCGCGAUAAUGUGCUCGAAGUAGCCGUCGGCUUAAUUCUCGCAGCCUCCUUCACCGCCUGCGCAAAUGCUCUCGUGUCCGACAUCAUCCUGCCUAUAAUCUCACUCCUCCCCUUCCUCUCGCGUAACCUCGACGCCAAGUUUGCCGUCCUGCAGCACGGCCCAAACUAUAAUACCUCCAUCUCAAAUGGCUACAAUACGCCGAAGCAGGCGGUCGAUGACGGUGCUGUCGUGCUUGCAUACGGCAAUUUUCUCGACAAGAUGGUAAGGUUUUUUAUUGUUGCGCUGGCGCUUUGGGUCAUUGCGCUGGCUUAUAGCAGGGGCAGCGGCGACAAUAUUGUCAAGAGGCAGGUCAAG
Messenger RNA from Bipolaris maydis ATCC 48331, 484 nucleotides. RefSeq names its product large-conductance mechanosensitive channel. The record is from RefSeq and is a predicted model, not a curated record. Lineage: Eukaryota; Fungi; Ascomycota; Dothideomycetes; Pleosporales; Pleosporaceae. Gene Ontology annotation, cellular component: membrane. Gene Ontology annotation, molecular function: mechanosensitive monoatomic ion channel activity. Gene Ontology annotation, biological process: monoatomic ion transport.